Messenger RNA from Psilocybe cubensis, 1086 nucleotides. RefSeq lists its product as uncharacterized. The transcript has 4 exons. The record is from RefSeq and is a predicted model, not a curated record. Lineage: Eukaryota; Fungi; Basidiomycota; Agaricomycetes; Agaricales; Agrocybaceae. The coding region runs from base 1 to 1086 and encodes 361 amino acids.
AUGGCAUCCUCAGAUCGUCGGAAACUUGGUCUUUUAAAUCUAACCCAUGGAGUCACCAAUGGGGACUCAAGUACCUUCUCCCCAGUUCUUUGUACACCUACGGAGUCGCCUACCGCGAGUCCCAGCCAUGAUUCACAAAUUGUGGAAGAAGAGGAACGAGCCGUGCGACGCCUACUCGAAUCGUGGAUGGAUCGACUCCAAUUGAUCAGCGUUCUCGCAAUAUUCUUCGCUUCCACUGAGGCGACGCUCCUGAGCAUUACGAUGCCGCAAGACCAAUACAAUCCAGACCUUUCUAUUGCAUCCCAAGCCGCGAACGUUGGCCUCACAGGGGGGCUGCUUCUUCACAUCCUAGCAGCAUUUAUAUCAUUUCUGGGAGGCUUCUUUCUGAUUAAAUACCGCAUCAUGUGGGCUAAAGUCGAGCAAGAUACAGUCAUCAUGAGAAGAAAUCACGGCUCUGGCUCUGGCAGCACCGAUGCAUUCUUCCCCUCCCCCACCGCCGCAGAGCGCUCUGAUAUUGACCUCGGCGUAGGCGGCGCUGGGAAGCUUUACACGGCCACCGGAAACAUGAGUGGAAUUCCUCAAUAUCAAUACGCACAGCCAAUGAUGACAACCCAGCACCGAGUACAAGAAGCUUCCGCUGACUCGACUUCCCAUUUUUGCUUCACGCGCCCUCCACCAAGUCUCACGGAAAGCCCACGCAAACGCAGCAGGCGCAGAUCAAUCUGGGUGCUCAAGGAGUAUCCAAGUGUAUAUUCAUCUAACCACAACAGGGUAACUUCGGGUGCCGGAGCUACUACUCGUGGGUCAGGAUCUGGCCAGGCGACGGUCAACGACCUUCCAGGCCGCAAACUCCAUCCCCUCCCCACAAAGCUCCUUCAACGCUUUCACGUCCUAUGCGUCAUACUUACGCUACUUGGUUUCGUCUUCAGCUUGCUCGGAAUUGUGUGUAAUGUCUGGGAGCGGCUCCCCCAUGUCGUAGGGAUCGCGUGCACAAUCUUCGUGUGCACUACACUGGUUAUUGUACUUGGGAUGAUAUUUAUCCCCGACUUAGAUCCAGAGGACAAUCUAGUAUACCCAAGCAGCUGA